AUGCUGCACAUUUCGAGCUCGCAUUCGCAUCAGGCGAUGACCAAGAAUCACCACCACAUCGUUGAAAAGCCAUGCAUACGCCCUAAGCCUCCUCCUCUCGAGCACUUCCCAUCGCUCGAGUCCUCAAAUUCCGGGCCUCCCCUCGUUGCUCCCAUGAGCUUCGGUCACCUUCUUUCCGCCGCCUUGGUCGAAGCGCCUUACGCUCCCUCUCGCGUCCAUCGCUUCACGGAAGAUACGACGCAAGAGUACGGCUCGUAUGCGACAUUCGGCGGAAAUUGCGACGGAGCAAGCGACGCUUUCGCAUGUUCCGCUCAACCGAAUUCUCCGCGACCAAUGAUCGACAUUAACCACCCGCCUUCUUCGCUCUUUGAGUCCGCGUCACAGGAAUCGUCCCAAGCCCCUGCGACUCCCGCAGCGAGCGACGGCUCGAGACCCGUCGUCUGCCACGGCGUCAACUUGUUCUUCUCUCGCGACGACGUCGCAGACGAGUCGCACGGCGGUCUCGCGACUGCGACAGCCGCUCGCACACACCCUGCUCGUGUCCCUUCGUUCGCAACCCGUCAGCAACCUAUUUCCCUUCGACGCGUUGCUGCGAAUAAAUCGCCGGAAAGCCCGCCUGUCAGCGACGUCGCGAAUCGCUGGCAGUCGCUUGAGCGAAUGGCUACAUGCUACGAACCUACUAACACCGUUUCUGGUCCUCAAUCUCCGGCUCCUAGGCCCGCCCUCCCCCGAAGCUUUCGUCAUAAAGCCACGAGCCGGAUGUCAGGUCCCGAUAUGAAGGAGUCGGUCGUCCAGACAGCACCUGAUUCCCGCGCAAUUUAUACCCAGCAGCAGCAGAAUUGUCAUCAGCAGGAUUAUCGCCAGCAGCAGAUGCAGCAGCUUUGUCAGCAGAAGCAGGGCCAGCAAACGGUCUGUCAGUCUGUGGAGGUGCAUGGAGGAGGCGACGAAUCGCCCAACCGUUGGGACUACAGCGAAGGAGACGACGCUGUUGCGGUGCAGAACGAUGGAAUCGUGAAGACCUGCGCGCACUGUGGCACGUCAAAAACGCCUCUCUGGAGAAGCGGCCCUCCCGGACCCAAGUCGCUGUGCAAUGCGUGUGGCAUUCGGUUCAACAAAAUCCGCAGCGGCAAGCGCAAGGCGUCCCCCCAGGAAGCGGCGAUGCUUCGGGAAUACGAGACCGUCAAUCCUGCGUUCGCCAAGCCGCUGCCCCAGUCGCCCGUGCAGAAAGCACGUACCAAGCUGCCUCGUGCUCCUGCUGGUCCAUUUGGUGACAAUUUUGCGUCAUGCGUUGGAGGCAUCCCAACUGGUGCCGCCAGCAGCAACAGCGACUGUGACAGUGAGGAUGGAAGCCCACGCUCUCCUCUUCCCAUGCUUCCAAAACAUUUCUGCCACGGCCUUCCUGCCCCGGCCGGAGCCUCCCCUGCGCGGGCUUCCCUGUCCGUCGCCUCGUCCCAUGUGACUACAUCGUUUGCCGCUACAGUGGCUGUUGCGCUUCCCUCUGCACCUGCUGUUGCAGCCCCAGCGUUCCUCGAGAGUUAUCGCCCAUUCAAGAAGCUCCGCAAAGCCUCUUCUCCCACCAUGCCCUCGAGUGCGCAAGAGGAAUGCACCAGGGAAUCUGAUAGCACCGGCGUGAGUUGCUUGAGCCUCCAGGGAGCAGCCUCUCCCUCCUGUAAAGGAGCCACAGCAGUGGGUGAGGGCAGGUGCUUUGUUCCUGCCCUUAUGGAUCUGAAUGAAGCCAGUCCCGAGACAGGGUCCGAGGAAGGUGAAGCGUGUGAAGAUUUGAGAAGGAAGCAGAUGACAGACACAUGGUUGCUUCUUGAUAGAGGGCAACAGGCAGGGAACGGGGAUGAAGAUGAUGUGGUGCUGGGAGCUGAGCUGCUUGUGUCGCUUUUUGGCAGCAGUCCAGUGUAA
Closterium sp. Yama58-4 is the source of this 1911-nucleotide messenger RNA. NCBI's taxonomy places the organism in Eukaryota, Viridiplantae, Streptophyta, Zygnematophyceae, Desmidiales, Closteriaceae. The record is from the annotation of a GenBank genome assembly.